UUAUGCCUUUGCUCUUCUGGUGAGGAGUUGCUGUCAGAGGGAGAAAAAAAUGGCCAUUACAGUAGGCACAGGCUUUCUUGUUCAGCCCUCAUCUUCUCUAUCUUUGCUUGGAAGGAAAUCAUGUAGACCCACAUUGGAUGUAGCUUACAGGUUCUUGCCUGCUAGACCUGGACCUAGCCGCUUCAGUCAUGGGACUGUGGUUCAGGCCCAACAACGGCCAACAUGGCUUCCUGGACUUGAUCCUCCACCUUACCUUAAUGGAACUUUGGCUGGAGAUUUUGGGUUCGACCCACUUGGACUGGGAGAGGACCCAGAAAAUUUGAGAUGGUAUGUGCAGGCAGAACUGGUUCAUGCUCGCUUUGCCAUGGCUGGAGUUGCUGGAAUUCUUGUGACAGAUUUACUCCGAGUCACAGGAAUCAGCAAUUUACCAGUCUGGUAUGAGGCGGGCGCUGUUAAAUUUGAGUUUGCAAGCACGGAAGCUUUGUUCAUAGUCCAACUAAUUCUGAUGGGAUUUGUUGAAACCAAAAGGUAUAUGGAUUUCACUAAUCCUGGAUCUCAGGCAAAGGAAGGAUCUUUCUUUGGAUUGGAAGCAGCACUAGAAGGCUUAGAACCCGGAUACCCCGGUGGUCCUCUGCUAAAUCCUCUUGGCCUGGCUAGGGAUAUCAAAAACGCGCAUGACUGGAAGCUCAAGGAGAUCAAGAAUGGACGGCUGGCAAUGGUAGCCAUGCUGGGAGUUUUUGUGCAAGCUUCUGUAACUCAUGCAGGCCCAAUUGAGAACCUGGUGGAGCACCUCUCCAAUCCAUGGCACAAGACUAUUAUUCAGACAAUUUCCUCGACUUCUUAAAAUAUCAAUCGAGUUGGCUCUCUAUUAUUAAGCUUUACAAAUUCAAAUGUAAAUCUCUUCAUUACCUUGUUCUAUCAAUUUUUCUUUU
Messenger RNA from Vitis vinifera (wine grape), 932 nucleotides. RefSeq names its product photosystem I chlorophyll a/b-binding protein 5, chloroplastic. Lineage: Eukaryota; Viridiplantae; Streptophyta; Magnoliopsida; Vitales; Vitaceae. The transcript has 6 exons. The record is from RefSeq and is a predicted model, not a curated record. Gene Ontology annotation, biological process: photosynthesis, light harvesting in photosystem I; response to light stimulus. Gene Ontology annotation, cellular component: membrane. The coding region runs from base 50 to 844 and encodes 264 amino acids.